AUGCGUCUCGCCCACAUGCUCUGCGUUCUGGCCCCUAUUCUGCCACGGCAUGUCGUGGCGGAGACGAUUGAUGGCAAAGUAACCCCCCGGGUCAUGAUCAUCUCCAUGUGGACGCCCGAGUCGCACGUUUGGCACAGGCGCUUUCACGAGUCGAGGCUGGGCAAUCUCAGCUCGCUCGCCGUGCCCCUUCCGGGCCUCUCCAUGCUCUUCCCCCACGUCUUCUGCACGGAAGACGGACGUGUCUGCCAGGCGACGGUCGGCGAAGGGGAGAUCAACUCGGCAGUCUCCAUGACGGCCCUCGUGCUCGCCAAGGCUUUCGAUCUUCGUCGGACGUACUUUCUCAUCGCCGGCAUCGCCGGAGUGAAUCCUCGACUGGCCACCAUCGGCAGCGUCGCGCUGGCGCGUUUCGCCGUCCAGGUUGCUCUGCAGUACGAGAUUGACGCCCGGUCGCUGCCGCCAGACUGGCCCACGGGAUACAUUCCCUACGGCCGCCGCCACCCGCUCGAGUACCCUUGCAUCACCUACGGCACCGAGGUGUUUGAGGUCAGCCAACGGCUGCGGGACAUUUCCUUUGAGCUCGCGAGCAGAGCCGUCUUGUCGGACGAGGAGGGGCCCCGCAACUAUCGCGCCAGGUAUGCAGGAAUCCAGGAUCAGUUCGCCAUGGCCACGAGGCCUCCGAGCGUCGUCAAGUGCGACAGCGCGACGAGCGACGUCUAUUAUUCGGGCACGAAGCUCGCCCAGGCGUUUGAGAACACCACCCGCGUUUGGACAAACGGCACGGGCGUCCACUGCAUGAGCGCGCAGGAGGACACGGCCACGCUCGAGGUUCUCGUCCGCGCCGCCGUCGAGGGGCUCGCGGAUUUCUCGAGGGUCAUUCUCAUGCGGUCAGGUACGUGUCGGUGCCGUCGUCGACCGCUGCCGUCGCCGUCGUGCUCACGAGACCACAAAGGUUCCAACUUUGACCGGCCGCCGCCCGACAUGUCGGAUCUGCAGCACCUGACCGGCGUUGACCAAAACGGCAUGUCCAUUGCCGUCGACAACCUAUUCAACGCCGGCAUCGAGAUCGUCAAGAGCAUCGUCGGAGCGUGGAAUUGCACCUUUGGGCGCGGAGUCCCGCCGACCAACUACAUCGGCGACAUAUUCGGGAGUCUCGGCGGGCAUCCAGAUUUUGGCCUGGGCAGCAUCACGAACGGCAAAGUGAUUGCGCCGGCGGGUAAAGGCGGAAACUUGGCCAGGCUGGAGAUGGCUCGUCGCGCAAAGUUUGCUUCGCAGAUGACCAUGCCGUAA
Molecule: messenger RNA, 1287 nt
Organism: Drechmeria coniospora
Lineage: Eukaryota; Fungi; Ascomycota; Sordariomycetes; Hypocreales; Ophiocordycipitaceae
Product: purine nucleoside permease
Exons: 2
Coding region: 1-1287 (428 amino acids)
Biological process (GO): transmembrane transport
Cellular component (GO): endoplasmic reticulum
Source: RefSeq, a predicted model, not a curated record